This is a messenger RNA of Quercus lobata, 1602 nucleotides long. Its product is annotated as putative disease resistance protein RGA3. The transcript is spliced from 2 exons. The coding region runs from base 322 to 1578 and encodes 418 amino acids. NCBI's taxonomy places the organism in Eukaryota, Viridiplantae, Streptophyta, Magnoliopsida, Fagales, Fagaceae. Gene Ontology annotation, molecular function: ADP binding. The record is from RefSeq and is a predicted model, not a curated record.
UCUGAAUUCUCACCUCACUUUACUCUCUUUUCUCUUAAGGAAAGAGCUAGGAAGCUCUCUUGAGUCUUUCUCUCAAACCCAUGGUCAACACCUCAAAAGGAAAAAUGAAGCUCCAUAUAAUUUCUUCUUCAUAAUCCCUCAAAGAAACUAGAAGACUCAAAUACUCUCUUAAGCUCUCUACCUCUCACACUUUCGGGUUUACUAGGAAAAGGAAAUCCUUUCAUGCAAGAGUAAUUCUACUUCUAUUUCCACUCAAGAACCAUAAAUUUGAUCACAGUUCUCACAAAGAGCAGCAUUCAUUCAAUUCUCACUAAUUAAGAAAUGGCGGAAGGAGCUCUGUUCAGCGUUUCUAGUGGAAUCAUCAGGAAAGCGGGCGACGUAGCAGUCCAAGAGAUUGCGCUCAUCUGGGGUGUCAAAGACGAGAUCAAAAAACUCAAGGAGACAGUUUCCACAAUCAGUGCUGUGCUUUUGGAUGCAGAGGCGAAGAAACACAACAAUGAAGUCAAACUGUGGCUGCAAAGGCUUAAGGACGCCAUGUUUGAUGCGGAUGACUUGCUGGAUGAAAUCUCCACUGAGGCCUUGCGACGGGAAGUAAUGACCCGGGACAAGAAGGCCAAAGAGGUACGCAUCUUCUUUUCCAAAUCUAAUCAGCUUGCAUAUGGUCUUAGAAUGGGUCAUAAGGUUAAGGCCAUGAGGGAGAGGUUUGAUGCGAUUGCAGCUGAUAGGAAAUUCCAUUUAGAUGAGCGUUCUGAGGAGAGACAAGUCAGGUAUAAGGCAAGACAGCAGACUCAUUCUGUUGUACGUGCUGAAGAUGUUAUUGGGAGGGAGGAGGAUAAGAAGGCCAUCAUUGGAUCUCUGUUGGAUCCCAAUGUCAAGGAGAAUGUUUCUGUCCUUCCGAUAGUUGGUGUCGGAGGACUAGGAAAGACGACAGUUUCUCAACUUGUCUUCAAUGAUGAGGAAAUCAAGAACCAUUUUGAGCUAAAAUUGUGGGUGUGUGUCUCUGACGAUUUUGAUGUGAAGAUAAUUGUUGAGAAAAUCUUGGAAUGUAUAAAAAAUGAGAAACCAAAAGACCUUGAAAUGAACACAUUAGUCAAUGAUCUCGAAAAAGAAAUUAAUGGAAAGAGAUAUAUGCUUGUGUUGGACGAUGUGUGGAAUGAGGAUCGUGAAAAAUGGAGUGAAUUGAAAAAAAUUUUAAUGGGUGGUGCAAAAGGCAGUAGAAUCUUAGUGACUACACGUAGUGAAAUCGUGGCAAAGAUUUCGCAGUCUAUUCAACCACACGUGCUAAAGGGUUUAGAAGAACAAUAUGCCUGGUCUUUAUUUAAGAAGAUGGCAUUUGAAGAGGGGGAAGAAGAGAUGAAUGCAAGCUUUUUAGAAAUUGGGAAGGAAAUUUUAAAAAUGUGUGUAGGGGUUCCACUUGCAAUUAGAACAAUAGGUGGUUUAUUGUAUUUCAAAAAAUCCGAAAUAGAGUGGAGAUCAUUCAAAACCAAUGAACUUUCAAAAAUACGUCAAAACGAAAGUGACAUUUUACCAACAUUAAAGUUGAGUUACAAUUAUCUCGCAUCACAUUUGAAGCAAUGAUUUGCUUAUUGUAGUCUAUUUCCA